AUGGUAGACAUCGAGAAGCACGUCGACGAAUCGCCCAAGUCGGCCUCUUCCGUCUCCUCUGCCGACUACACUCACAUCAACGAGAAGUCUCUGCUACGUAAACUCGAUUGGAAACUGCUUCCUGGUGUCUCCCUACUGUACCUCGUUUCCUUCCUGGAUCGCAGCAACGUUGCCAAUGCCCGUUUGGAUGGUCUGGUCGCUGAUCUACAUAUGACCGGCAAUGAAUACCUCACUGGCCUCACCGUGUUCUUCGUCGGUUAUAUCUCACUGGAGGUCGUGUGGAAUCUGAUACUCAAGAAAAUCGGACCUAGGAUAUGGCUACCUGCUGUGACUGUCGUGUGGGGCAUUGUCACGGCUCUGCAAGGCAUUCUGGUGAAUAAAGUAGGAUUCUUUGUCAUCAGAACUGCGCUCGGUGUUGCUGAAGGCGCUCUGUUUCCUGGUGUAANNGUGGUAUUCUACCUAUCAAUGUGGUACAAGAGAGAAGAGAGAACAUACCGAGUGGCUCUUUUCUUUUCAGCGGCCAGUUUAGCCGGUGCUUUUGGUGGUAUCCUGGCAUAUGNGUAUUGGCUUCAUGAGAGGUAUUGCAGGUCUCAAUGGCUGGGCCUGGAUCUUCAUCAUCNNGAAGGCAUAGCUACUGUUCUCAUAGGGAUAGCAGCGUACUGGUUCAUUGUCGACUGGCCUCAGAAGAGCACCUUCCUCGCUCCAGAUGAGAAAGCCUUUGUGACUGCACGCCUCAAGGCUGACAGCGAUGCUUCCAACAGCGAAGAAUUCGAAUGGUCAGAAGUCUGGAAAGCUUUCAAGGACCCCAAGGUCUGGUUGUACUGUGCACACUUCCACACCCUGAGUUUACCACUAUAUACCCUCUCUCUUUUCCUGCCCUCGAUCAUCAAGAGUCUAGGCUAUACAGCUUCCUCCGCCCAGCUCCUCACCAUCCNNCCCCCUUACGCUGUGGCGACCACUCUGACUGUCGUCUACGCCAUCACAGCUGAGAGGUUCCGCCGGAGAAACGUCUUCAUCAUAACCUCGUCCCUUACCGGUAUAAUCGGCUAUAUAAUCCUGCUUGCCAACGAACAUCCCACUCGACAUCCUGGCGUAAGCUACGUCGGUACUUUCUUCGCCGCAGCAGGUAUCUACCCUUCUACAGCUCUGGCUCUGUCGCUUCCAGCCAUCAACGUAUCUGGUCAGACGAAGCGAGCUACAGCGACAGCUAUGCAAAUCACAAUUGGAAACCUGGGCGCGAUAUUGGGCACUCAGUUGUACAGGACUGAGACGGCUCCGAGAUAUGUCUUGGGUCAUUCAUUUGCACUCGCAUACCUGUAUUUAAAUGUUUGUGUUGCUAUGCUGACGUGGUGGACUCUGAACAAAGAAAACAAGAGAAGGGAUGUAUUAGAAGAGCAAGGGGUCCAAUCGCAAGAGCUGGAACAAGGUGUGCAAGGUGAUAAUGAUAUUAGAUGGAGGUUCACUGUAUAG
This is a messenger RNA of Aureobasidium musti, 1470 nucleotides long. Lineage: Eukaryota; Fungi; Ascomycota; Dothideomycetes; Dothideales; Saccotheciaceae. The record is from the annotation of a GenBank genome assembly.